Molecule: messenger RNA, 1668 nt
Organism: Paramuricea clavata
Lineage: Eukaryota; Metazoa; Cnidaria; Anthozoa; Malacalcyonacea; Plexauridae
Source: the annotation of a GenBank genome assembly
AUGACUGAUUGCCUUUCUUAUUUCUCUAAAUCUCUGGCUAAAAUUAAUCCUAACAAGCUAUUUGUAAUUCCCAGCUGGAUCCCAAAGUUAUCUGAUCCUGCAGUUCAAUUUAACCUUGACUCCCCGACCUAUCAACAAAUUACGAAUGUUAUACGCAAAAUGAAAUCGUCUGGUUCUCCUUGCCCUCUUGAUCAACUUUCUAUAAUAAGUUUCAAGCAUUGUCCUUAUCUGAGAAAUUACCUUACUGAGCUAAUUCACGAUAUUUGGCUAUCUGGAACUGUCCCAACUGAGUGGAAAAGAGCAUGUACCAUACUAAUCCACAAGAAAGGCAACAAUAAUGACCCUUCAAAUUUCCGCCCCAUAACACUCGAAUCCAUACCUUUAAAAGUAUUUACAUCUUGUCUCCGAAACGCAGUAUACUCCUUCCUCGCAUCUAACAACCUCGUCGAACACAACAUACAAAAAGGCUUCACCCCCAACCUAUCUGGCACUCUAGAACAUACUGCACAAAUGGCUGACAUUAUUAAUAAAGCUCGGAUCAGUCAACGCUCUGUUGUCAUCACCCUACUUGAUCUUAAGAAUGCCUUCGGCGAAAUCCAUCACAACCUCAUUCAAUCCGUACUUGACUACCACCAUAUCCCUGAUCAUAUAAAAUUUGUUAUAAAAAGUUUAUAUACUGAUUUCCAAACCUCGAUAAUUACCUCUGAAUUCCGCACUCCUUUUAUGACAGUUGGCCGUGGCGUAUUGCAAGGAGAUUGCCUCAGUCCUCUUCUUUUUAACAUGUGCUUCAAUAAUUUCAUUCAGCAUAUCAAGGCUGAAAAGUACCGUCAAUUUGGGUUUUCCUUCAAAUUACUAAAUCCCAUCCAUUGGCUCCAGUUUGCUGAUGACGCGGCUGUAAUUACUGGCCAAGAAUCCGAAAACCAACAUCUAUUAAAUCGAUUUUCUAUCUGGUGCCAAUGGUCCGAUAUGAUUAUCCGAGUUGACAAAUGCAGUACCUUUGGCAUUAAAAAAGCGGUCACAAAAUCAGUUCAGUACUUGCCAAAACUCCUCAUCAGCAAUCAACUAAUACCAAAAAUCACCAUUGGAGAAUCAUUUCAAUAUUUAGGACGUUACUUUGAUUUCCACAUGUCGAAUGAUAAUCACAAAACUGAACUAGUCACCCUACUUAACGAACUAAUGUCUGAUGUUGACUCAAAGCCACUACAACCUAAAAAUAAACUGCUCCUCUACAGUCGCUACGUCUUGUCCAAGUUAGCCUGGCACCUCACCGUCGCAACACUCUCUAAAACAUGGGUUACUGAAAAUAUCGACUCUAUUGCCAACAAAUAUAUCCGCAGAUGGCUUGAAGUACCAAUAUCAGGAACACUAAGUACUGUCUUUCUAACAAAUAACAAAUUUGGCCUGAGUAUUUAUCCUCCAUCUGUAAAAUUUAUCCAGUGUCAAACAGUCCUCCGAAAAGCUUUAAAAUCUUCUCCUAAUGAAUCAACUAACGACCUGUGGAGAGCAACCAGUAACCAUACUAAUAUCCAAUAUGACGCUUAUAACUCUACUAAGGAAGUUCUCAAAGAUUUCCGUUCUGGACACGAAAACAAACUCCUAAACCAAUUAACCAGUCAAGGAUCCUUUUUCUGCAGCGUCACGACGUUCGCUUUACCUCAGCUUAGCAAG